Paramecium sonneborni is the source of this 5764-nucleotide messenger RNA. Lineage: Eukaryota; Ciliophora; Oligohymenophorea; Peniculida; Parameciidae. The record is from the annotation of a GenBank genome assembly.
AUGAAUAUAUUUAAUUAGCAUCAUUUUACUCCAGAGACUCUAUAAUUAUUACAAAAUUUAAAUUUAAGAGAUGGUUAAGUUGCAAAAAAACUAAUAUAAUUAUUAUGUCAUAGUAACGAAAUCUAAUUUCCAACAAUAUAAAAUACAAAAAUCAAAUCAAAUGAAUAUAUGGAAAGUUUGAUAUAGAAACCUAGAAAUAUAUUUUAACAAUGCUCUGAAAAGAUAUAUGACAUUUUUGGAUAAAUGGAUAAUCAGAUAAUAAUUAAUGCUAUAUUGGAUCAUUUACAUGAACAUUCUUGUAUUAAUGUGUUAAUGUUAUUUUAUAAAGGUUUAUAAAACUCUGGUUUAAAAUAGUAAAUCUAUUAGGAUGGGUAAUAAUAAAUAUAUAAUUUUAGUUACUUAACAGAAAUUAUUGAAAAUUUUGAAAAUGCUUUAAACUCUCCUAAUUCAAUCUAUCUAAAAUUAUCCAAAAGUACUACAGGUGAUUUUCAUAUGAAUUUCACUUAAUUCUUAUUAACACAUUAUCCAACAGUAUAUUCAAAAGAGUAAAAUCUUUAACCAAUUUAAUAAAUUUAAGAAAAAUCUUUUUAAGUUGAACCUUAAAUAUAAUAAAAUAAGAACUUUAAAAUUCCUCCUUUAAAAUUACCUUAAAAUAGUUUAGAGAUUGUAGGUAUAAUGACUCGUUCAACAAGAAGAGCAGAUCCUUUUAAAUCUUAUUCUACAUGUUCAAAUAGAUUUUCACAUUCUAUUGAUUCUGCAAUCAAAUUUACAAGUGGUUCUUAAGCAAUUCAUAAAGAAGAAGAUUAAUCUUAUAAAUUGAAUGCUAAAGAAGAGUAAAUAUUUAAAAAAUUAAUUUAGAUUAUAAAAUUUAGCAUAAUUAUUGGGUAGUUAUUGUUUAACUUAAGAUUUAUCAUGUUUACUCUUAAAAUAAAGAAGAUAAUAAUUAGAAUCAUUAACAAGAUUGGGAAUUAAUAAAUGGCCUAAUAUAUUAAAUUAAUGUGAAGAUCCACUUGCUUAAUCAUUUGAAUAGGAUUAAAAUAAAUAUUAAAAAAGUAAUAAAAUAUGUAGACUCUGGGGAAAUAUUCUUUAUCUCAUUUUGAAGGAUAUCAAAAAAAUACAAUAUGAAUUAUGUCCAUAUUCUACAAUUUUAAAUUAUUUGUGUUCGAACUCUUUUUAAAAAAAUAAAAUAUCAUCAAAACAAAUAUGUUAAGAUUUUGAUACAGAUAUAUAUUCAAAGAAAUAACUCUGUGAUUAAAGUAAAUUAAAAUCAGAUAAUGGAUUAAUAAGUGAAUAGAAGAUUUAUUUUUUAAUUUUAGAUUUAUUUAAUAGUGACUAAUAGCAUAUUAAAAUAUAAUAAGAUUCAUAUAAAGAAUAAUCAUUUGAAAUUGAUGAAUCAGAAAGAAGUAUAGAGGUAUGAUAAUAUUAAUGUUAUUAAGUCUCCUUACACAGUCGCAAAUAUUCCAGAAAUGAUGAUACCUGUUAAAAAUGAAUUGCAAAGAGUUGUAUGCAAUUAUCGACAUUCAAAUACUACAUAAUUCUCCUUUUUAAAACACAUUUAAUAUCGUUUCAAUUUCAUUCUAAAUACGAUGAAUAUGGAUGAUAAUGCUUUUUAUGAAUUAGAAUAUGAUUUAUUGGCAAUUCUCGAGAAGUAUUUGAGUUAUACUCAUAACAGAAUUUUGUUGUCUCAAUUUUUAGACUAUAUGCUUGAGAUAUUAGUAAUGAUAAAGAGGUAAAUUAUUGAUAUUAUUAAUUGUCAACUAUCUUCAUCUCGAACUCCUAAUCAAUCACAAUAUAUAUCGAAAUCUGCUAAACAUUAUUCUUAAACUAUUACUAAUAUGUUUAAAUCUAUUAAUAUAUUUGAAACAUCUCCAGAUUAAAAAUCAACUCAACUCUAAACUUAGUUAUUUUAAUAACAAUAAUAAUUUUAACCUUCCUAAUUAAAAUUUUCCUCCUAAUAAUAAUAAUAAUUAUAAUAACAAUAAUAAUAAUAACAUUCAAAUUUAAAAUUUAAACCAUAGAAGCCAUUCAUUAAAAAAUAUCCUUAAAUUAUUUCCACUUAUAUUAGCAUUAUAUCAAGAUUAUUUUUAAGAGCUAUAAAUGAUUCCUCCAUUAAAUUUUUACUUAAUGUAUUUGUGAAUGAAAUUUUCUUAGAAAUGAUCAAGAAUUUUAGUAGUUAUAUAUUUUAAGAACUGAAUUAAAAUAAAGAAGAAAAUUUUGAAUUACAUGCUAUGAGAAUAUUAUUAUUCUAUGAAUCUAUACUUAUAUUAUUUUAAAAACAUGAUAAAGAAUAUAAAUAAUAAGUGAGAAUAUUUUAAGGAUUUUUAAAUUAAUUUUUAAAAAUACUUCAAAAAUUUAUAGAACAUCAUACUUAUUUAUUACAAAAACCAUAAGUGAAGAGAGUUCAUGUUUAUAAAAAAGCUUUUGAAGUUAUUGGAAUAUCUUUUUAAUAUCCAAAUGAAGAAUUAUCAAAUGUUAUGAUCAGAUAUUGCUAUGUAAAUUUUAUAAAAUUGUAUUCCUAAAGUAAUUUGAAUGAUCUGAAGGAAAUAAAUAUGAAAAUCUAAGAGUUCAAUCAAAAGUAGGAAUUAAGCUCUAAAUAAGAUGAAAAAUAGUCAAAAUAAUUUAGUUAAAUAUUUAUGAAUUUAUAUAUCAAGUGUUUGUUAUGCAUAGCCUAAAAUAGAAGUGAAGAUAUUUCAAGAAAGUUCUAUCAAUAUAGAAUAGUUGAGUUUCUAACUUAAGAAAUCGAUUUAGAAUUUGACAUCACAUAAAUUAGAGAGAAGCCCAUAAAUCAUUAAUCUUUAAUGCAACAAUAAGAAGUAAAUUAAUAUUGAUUUUUUUAAUUAAAUAGUAAAAUAGUUAAAUAGAUUCAUCCAGUAAUAAUGAGAGAUUAAGUUCCAAAUUAAGUGAUAGACCUAAUGUAAAAUUAAAUUUAUAAUCUGUGCAUAAAUAGUAAUUAGAAUAAAUACAAGAAGAAAAUCAAAAGUAAACUAAAAAAAAUAGUUAAAUUUUAUUAAAAAAGGUUUUGGUUCCAACUUUGGAUUUAGAAGGGAAAUUGAAAACAGAUAAUUUUUCAAGUUAAUCCUAUAGCCAUAGUCCAUAAUUUAAUACAUCAUCAAAACAACAGUAGAAUUUAACUGUAUUACAAAAAGUUUAACCUGACGAGGUUUAAUAAAAUCAUAAAAGAGGUAAUUCAAUGCCAUUUAAAUCAGAAAUAUGUAUUCAAGCUUAAUUAUCAGAAAGUUAAAGAAGAAUGCUAUUACAAAAAAAUAUAAACCUAAAUAGUAGUGAUAAGAAAUAACCAGUUCCAAAACUAAAUUUACCAAAUUGUUAACAGGAGAAAGAAUUACAGCCAUAGUAAUAGUAGUAAUAACUUAAACUAAAUAUUUGUAAUUAAGCAAAAGAUGAUUUAUUUUAUUUAAGUGAGAGAAAGUUAAGAAAAAUAUAUUCAGAUGAAGAGUUGCAUGCUAAUUGUUUAUCUUUAUUAAUUUGUUUAUUAAUAAAACCAAUAAGAGGAAUAUUAGAUGAUUUAUAUUGUUCUUAACAUCCAAUCAUAAAUGGGAAACCCAAUAUUCUAUUUUUGUUGCAUCAUCACUUAAAUAAUUCUUAAAAUUAGAAUGUAAUUAAAUUAGUUUUAUAAAAAAUCACAAAUAUUAAGAUAAUAAGAUUAUUAAAGUUAUUAUGUAUUUAACUGUUUGAUAAGACACAAUAUACAGAUUGGUAGAAAAUAGCAUCUGGUGCCUAUGGAGUAAUUUAUCAAUGUAAAACUAAUUUAAAAGAGCCAGAGUAUGUGGCAAUUAAAUAAAUGGGAGUUCCAAAAAGUAUAUAUGAAGUAAUUAUUGUUAAUAAUUAAUUUAAGAGAUGUGUGCUAUAUGGUUUAUUUACAGAAAUAGCAUGUAUGGAAAAUUUUAGAUUAAAUCCUCAAGUUGCUACACUCUAUGAUUAUGGAGUAACUUCAAGUGAUUAUAUAAUUGUAAUGAAAAAAUACCCUUAUUCAUUGAAAGAAUGGAGAUAAUAAUAAAAAGGAUCUCUUUAGGAAAAUCUUGGAGUCUAUUUAAGUUUAUAUAAGUAAGUUUUAUAGGCAGUAUAAAUGUUACACCAUCACAAUAUCACACAUUAUGAUAUUAAAGCAGAUAAUAUUUUAUUAGAUGAUAUGCAUGUUGUUCUAACAGAUUUUGGAGAAUCUAGCAUAUUUAUUAAUGAAGAAGAUGAAUAUUGUGUUAGAAAUAGAGGUACAGAAUAUAUAAAAUCUCCUGAAAUGCUAACUUUAACUAUUAAUUCAAAAAAAGAAUAAGAUACAUAUGAUAGACGAAAGAAAGUAGGAACAACUAGAUCCUCUGAUGUUUGGUCUCUUGGUUGUUUAUUAUUUGAAAUUUUGACAGGAGAAUUAUUAUUCUAUAAAAAAGAAUGGGUUUAAUUUUAUUUAUAAGUAACUUAACCUACUGAACAAUUGAUUUCGGAAGACAAAUAAUAGGUAUUUUAAAUCUAUUAUAUUAGUUAUUAGGAAAUAACUUUUAUAUAAUAGAUUUCUUGAAAUAUGUCUUAGUUCGAGAUUAAAAACACAGACCAAAUAUUGAAAGUGUUUAAAAACGAUUUGAACAUGUUCAUGCAUUAUUAGUAACUAAUAAUGAAUAAAAAAUUACUUAAUAAACUUUACUUAAUACAAAAUCAUUUGAUCUACUACUUGAAGAUUAUCAUAAACUAGUUUAUUAUAAUGAUAAAAAAGUUGCAUUUGAAUAAACUUAACCAAUUCAUUUAUCCUUCUUCAAAGUUACUCAAGAGCUCUUUAUUUGUGACUAAAACUAUUUUAAAUUAAAUUAAGAAAAGUAAGAUAUUGAUACUUAUAUAGAUUAAUUGAGAUGGGAAUUACUAAUGUAAUUUCAGAUUCAUAAUAAUUAAAAGCUUCUGAUCUCUACUAAUUUUAAUACAUAAUCUUCUCAUUAGAAAAUAUUGCAUAAUUACCUAAUUAUGUAAAGGCUGCUUAACUUGUUCCUCAUAUGUUAGAUUAUCUUAGAUAAAUUCUUUUACAUAAAGGUAAGCUUUUAAUAGUAGAAAAUCAUUCAUCUUAUUUAAGAUAAGCAUUGCUUUUAACUCUUAGUUAUUUUUUUAGAAUCAAUGCUUAUGAAGUGCAUAACAUCUUUAAUAAUUAAUUAUUGUUCUUUAAUAUUUCAAAUUUACCUAUUUUAAAUAUAUUAUCCAUUUAUUCUAAUCAAUUAACUUAACAUUUAUUUACUUAUCCAAGAUUACAAUGUAUUUGUGGUUGUGUAACAUUUAUUCUUAAAAGAGAUUUUAAUGAUGAAAAGAGAACGAAAAUCUUAUAAUGUCAUUGUCAUGGCAAUAUGCUUUGUAAUGGAGGAGCAGGAAUGACUAAAGGAUGUUCUCAUUAUUUAAAGUUUUUGAGAGUAAUUUAUAUCUUAUUGUUUAGAAACGAUAUAAAAUAUCUUGGGAAUUCAUCAAAUGGGGAUAAAUUGAUUUAGAAGCAUUUCUUAUUGGCCCUUUUAAUAAAGGAUCUAUUAGAUAAGAAAGCAAAAUUUAAAUAUUAUUAUCCUCUAUGGGAUCUAAUCAUAAUUUAGUGAAUAAUUAAUCAACUACUGAUUGGAAUGUUUAUUAAUGUAAUAAAUGUGAUAUGUGGAUGAUUGCAUAUAAUAGGUAAUCACAUGAAUUAUUAGUUAUUAUGAAUAAUUUAUACAGAAAAAAUCAUAAUAAAUUUUUCAGUGAUAAAUUUAAAUUACCAAAUCUAAAGAAUUUUAGUCUUCUAGAAUUGAAAUGA